AUGCAUAAAACGAUUUUGAUCCUUUUGAUAGUUGUAGCAGUGGCCACAGCUGGCUGGAUUGGUGGUGGCGGCGGUGGCGGAAGCGGAUAUGGAGGUGGUGGCGGUGGAGGAAAAAGCCGUGGAUGGUCAAGUGGUGGCGGUGGUGGAGGAAGUGGUUGGAGCAAAGGUGGUGGAGGUGGAGGUGGAGGCUGGAACCUAGGUGGUGGUUCUCUUGGAGGAUUAAAACUUGGAGGUGGUGGUGGUGGCUGGAACUUGGGUGGAUUGAAACUGGGUGGAGGUGGUGGCGGAGGAAGAAGUCAUGGCGGUGGCGGAGGAGGCUGGCAAGGAACCUCUGGCGGCGGUGGUGGCUGGUCAAAGGGAGGAGGAGGUGGUGGAUGGUCUAAGGGAGGUGGAGGCGGUGGCUGGUCACAAGGAGGUGGUGGUGGCGGAUGGUCUCAAGGUGGUGGUGGUGGAUGGAAGCAGAGUGGUGGAGGUGGAUCUGGCUGGCAAUCUGGUGGUGGUGGUGGCGGCGGCCGAGGAUGGUCAAGUGGUGGCGGAGGAGGAGGUUGGAAAAAAGGUGGAGGAGGAGGUGGAGGUGGAUGGAAACAAAGUGGUGGCUAUGGAAGCUGGUAA
Molecule: messenger RNA, 612 nt
Organism: Eupeodes corollae
Lineage: Eukaryota; Metazoa; Arthropoda; Insecta; Diptera; Syrphidae
Product: acanthoscurrin-2-like
Exons: 1
Coding region: 1-612 (203 amino acids)
Source: RefSeq, a predicted model, not a curated record